Molecule: messenger RNA, 7799 nt
Organism: Sapajus apella (tufted capuchin)
Lineage: Eukaryota; Metazoa; Chordata; Mammalia; Primates; Cebidae
Gene: CUNH4orf17
Product: chromosome unknown C4orf17 homolog
Exons: 10
Coding region: 2039-3124 (361 amino acids)
Source: RefSeq, a predicted model, not a curated record
UCUUUCCUCUUGUUAUGUUGCCUAGACUGGAGUGAAGUGGGUAUUCACAGACAUAAACAUAGCACAUUAUAGCCUUCAACUCCUCAGCUCAGACCAUUCUCCUGUCUCAGUCUCUUUAGCAGCAGGGACUAGUGGCAUCCACUGCCAUACCUGGCUCAAUCAUUAUUUCUUUAAACAAGCUUUCUGCCCCUUUCUCACUUCUCCUUCUGGAACAUUCAUAAUUCAUAUAUUAGUUUGCUUGAUGGUGUUCCAUAUGACCUUUGUCUUUCAUCACUUUUUUUCAUUCUAUUUACUUUUGUUCUUGUGACUGGAUACUUUUUAAAUUUUUAAUUUUUUGAGACGGGGUCUUACUCUGUUACCCAGGCUGGAGUAGAGUGGCACAAUCUUGACUUGCUGCAGCCUCUGCCUCUUGGGCUCAAGCAAUUCUCCCACCUUCUUCCCACCCAGUAGCUGGGCUCACAGGGGCACCACCACGCCUGGCUAAUUUUUUGUAUUUUUGGUAGAGACAGGUUUCACCCUGUUGUGAAGGCUGAUCUCAAACUCCUGAACUGAGGAGAUCCGCCUGCCUCGACCUCCCAAAAUGCUGGGGUUACAGGUAUGAGCCACCAUGUCCAGCCUGACUGGAUAAUUUUAAAUGGCAUGUAUUCAAAAAUUACUGGGCUUUUCUUCUGCUUGAUCUAGUCUGCCAUUGAGUCCCUCUGGUAAAAAUUGUCAGUUCAAUUAUUGUAUUCUUUAUCUCUAGAAUUUCUGUGUGGUUCUUUUUUAUGGUUUUUAAGCUGAUAUUCUCAUUUUGUUCAUUUUUCAUUUUUCUGAUUUCAUUUAGUUAUCUGUAUUGUCUUAUAUAACUCACUGAGUUUCUAUGAAAUGAUUAUUUUGAAUUGUCAGGCAAUUCACAGAUCUUUCCUUAAGACCAGUUGAUAGUGCUUUUUUUCCCCUUCUUUGUUUGUGUCAUAGUUCCCUGACUCAUUAUAUUUCUUGUAGCUUUGUGUUGGUGUCUGUAUAUUUGAAAAAAUAGCCACCUCUCCCAUUCAUUAGGCCUGGGUUCAACAUGGAAAGCCCUUCACCAAUCAGCCUAGCUAGAGAUUUUGGGAGCCUCUUAAUCAUUUUCUAGGGAUAUGUAUACUUCGCUUCCCUCCUUUCCUUCUGAGGAAGAAGAUUAAGCAGAAUUGUGCUAGCUGUGGUGAGCUACCCACCUCUUUUCUUUAUUCUUGACUUCCCCUAGGAAUUUAAACUAUUCUGAUUCUCUCAGUGUUCUGAGUGAGGCAGAACAGAAAGAAGUCUCUUGAGCACUGUGCCAGAAUGCCAGAAAUGAUGAACAUAUGCUUCACUCUCUUCUUUAUUCCUGAAUGGAGCAUCCACAAGCUAAAGCAAUUUCUCCCAGUUCAGAGCUGUGCCAACUUGGGGGAGGGGCUGAUGCAGGUAAACUAAAAUUGUUCUUCCAACUAAUUUCAAUGUGGCUGAUAUCAGUAUUUUUGCUCAUCUGGGGUACUUCUUAACUGGAAGCUGAAAUAUGUGUAAAGCUAUUUUGCUCUGUAUAUCAUUGUUAACUUAUCAUUGUUAAAUAUAUAAUUGUUUCUAUAGGGAGAUGAGGGCUUAGAACUUCCUGUUCCAUCAUCUUUUGAUAUCAAGGAAUUAUAAAUUUUAAAGGUGGUUUUGUUGUAUUUUUACUUUUUUGUGUGUUUGGAAAUAAUAUUAUUCUACCUCAUAAAAGAAAACAAAAUCAAAUCAUAGUGUCAGAAGAGACUCUAGAGAUAAUCUUAAUCCAUAACUCCUGAGAAGACCAGAAAAGUCAAUGUUAUCAGCCAGAAAAUGUUGUAAGCCAAAGUGACUCCUAUGCCUGCCAAAGGAGACUAUAUGGGGUUGGUUAUGACUGGACAAUAACAAGGUAGAUUCAAAAGGCUAUAGGAAAGGAAAUACUGCUUCCAGAAGUAUUUACACAAUUCUGUGAAAGGGUCUGAGCACAUCUGGAAGUGAGGUCAAUCAAUUUAGACUCCAAAAACUUUUGUGGCAACAGUGGAGAGGGGAAAAUAAACACUCCAUGAACAUGAACCUCAACCCCUCGACAUCUGCUCUUCGGAUUGAGGGCAAAGGCAGCCAUAUUACGGCUAGAAAUGUAAGCUGCUUUCUAGUCAGGCACACCCCUCAUCCCAGAAGAGUCUGUCACAUCAAAGGCUUGAAUAACAUUCCUGUCUGUACUGUGAAUGAUGAUGAGAAUGAAUUUGGAACAUUUUGGGGAAGUGGCCAGUCUAACCACUUAGAGAAGAACAGGAUACCAUUUGCCAAGUGCAGUUACCCUCCCAGCACUGCAGGCCAGGAGAGCCCUGUAAGAGGAGUGUCGCCAGCCCCAAACAGUGCCAAAGUGCCCCCACGGCCUCAUUCUGAGCCCAGUAGAAAAAUUAAAGAGUGCUUCAAAACUUCCAGUGAGAAUCCUUUAGUAAUUAAAAAGGAAGAAAUUAAGGCCAAACAGCCACCAUCACCUCCAAAAGCAUGCUCUACUCCUGGCUCCUGUUCUUCAGGGAUGACGAGUACCAAGAAUGAUGUGAAAGCAAACACCAUUUGCAUACCAAACUAUCUGGAUCAGGAAAUAAAAAUCCUGGCAAAGCUCUGUGACAUUUUACAAACUGAUUCACUGGCAGAAGUUUUACAGUGGCUACUUCAUGCAAGUUCAAAAGAAAAAGAGUGGGUCUCAGCUUUGAUUCAUUCUGAGCUUGCUGAGAUAAACCUGUUGACUCAUCACAGAAGAAACACCUCAAUGGAACCAGCAGCAGAGACUGGGAAACCACCCACAGUUAAAUCACCACCCACAGUAAAAUCGCCUCCAGAUUUACCCGCAAAAUCAAAAGUGCUGACCAGAGAUACAGAAGAGCAUCAACCAACCAGAGUGUCAAGUCAAGGAUCUGAAGAAAACAAGGAAGUACCAAAAGAGACUGAGCACAAGCCUCCAUUGUUUAUAAGAAGAAAUAAUAUCAAAAUACCUGUUGCUGAAUAUUUCAGCAAACCAAAGUCUCCUCCCAGGCCUAACACUCAGGAGAGUGGAUCAGCAAAACCAGCGUCUGCAAGGACUAUACAAGAAUACAACCUCUGUCCCCAAAGAGCAUUUUAUCCUUCAACAUAUCGAAGGUAGAAGUUCUAGACUAAGUGAAUUCUUUCAUGAAUAUGACCUUCACAUUUACAUCACUGAAUUAUUUUUCAAAUAAAUAGUUUUGGUACUGAGGAAUCAAGUGGUCCUCUUUAUGGUGGCACAUGUAAAUCUAAAAACAUCUGUAUAUAAUGCUACAAAUAAAUAUUACUGGAGAUGAUAUUUCCAUUUGUAGCUAAUAAGAUGUGUAAAAGAAGUAUGUUUAUUUAUAUACUAUGUUUCCAGUCUUGCACUGUUAGUACAUGAGCAUAAAGCCCUGAUACUAGAAAAAUCAUCCAUAAUCAGAAUUAGGCAGUUACAGUUUGACACCUAACCCAAACUCUGUUGGGGGAAUUGGGGAACAAAGAACAAAAAAUUAAAAACCACCACUACCACAAAAUAAAUAAAUACCAACAACAGAAUUUUAACAUGUGAGCUGAUUUUUACCAUCCAGUGUCUCACUGUUGUUGAACUAUUAUAAAAAAUGCUCCCCUCCCCUUCAAAAAGAAAACAUAUACAAAUUGUUUCUAACUCAUGAGCCAGAAAUAAGCUAGUUUUCAGUCAGUGCUAAUGGUGGACAUUAACAUUUCAUAAUACUGAAUUUUUUGUACUUUUAAAAGAAACCACUCUUGGGCCACAGAUAUCAUUCUUUGAGUGUGCUGCUGUAGUCUAUCUACCAAUAAGCCAAUCCUUUAUUUAGAAUGUUUGCACUGAUGUUCAUCAGAGACACCAUAUAAAUUCAGUGUGUGGUGUGUUCAUGUGUAUGCACGUCUAUGUGUACAUUAAAUUUUAAUAACAUAUUUACUAGGUGUCAGGAAUCAUUCUAAACACUUAAGAUCUAAUAACUGAUUUUCACAAAGACUGUUUGAGGUAACUACUCUUAUUUUCCUCAUUAUUUAAAAUAAGAAAGCUGAGGCACAGAUUUGAACUCAUUGUGAUGGGGUAAGUUGUAACAAAUGCCAUCAUUCAAACACAAUUAUUUCUCACAUGAGAGUCCAAAGUGUGUGUUUCAAAGAUGACUUUGCUUUACUUGGUGAUUUAGAGGCCCAGGAUCCUUCCAUCUGGUGGCUGAACCAACACCUAGGGCUCCACCGUCAACUGUACCAUGCUGGCAAAAGAAAAAUGAGAGUAAAGUGUUAGUUUCUUAUUGCUGAUGUAACAAAUUACCACAAACUUAGUGACUUCAUGCAACACAAAUGUAUUCUCUCACAAUUCUGUAGGCAGAGGUCUGAAAUGGGUCUUAGUCGGCUAAAAUCAAGGUGGGGCAGGACUGCAUUCCUUUCCUAAGCUCUAGGGGACUGUUUGUUUUCUUACCUGUUCCAUUUUCUAGAGGCUAUCUACACGCCUCGGUUCAUGGCUCUCUUUCAACUUCAAAGUCAGCAAUGGCCAGUCAAGUUGUUCUUGUAACAAAUCACUCUGAUGCUGACUCUUCUGCCUCCAUCUUUUAAUUUUGGACCUUUGUGAUUGCAUUGGGCCUGUUAUCCAGCUUAUUCACGAAAAUCUCCUUCAUUUAAGGUCAGCUGAUUAGCAAUUUAAUUCUACCUGCCACCUUAAAUUCCCCCUUACCAUCUAACUUAACAAAUUCAAAGGUUCUGGGAAUUAGGAUCUUAUUAUGCCUUCCACAAGGAGGAUAUAUCUGCUUAAAGUCUUGGCCUUGAAAUGGUAAACAUCACUUCUAGUUAUCGUCCAUCGUUGAGAAUUAGUAUAGCUGAAAGAGAAGCUGAUUAAAAACUUGAGUAGGAACCAUAUUCCAACUAUAGUUAUGUUCUAUGUUAAGAAAAACUAGCUUUUCACACAAAGAUUUCAUGAUUGGCUCAAAGUAUGGCUAGAAUCUACGUGCUUAAGCACUAGGUGCUACUGAUAAAUAUCAAGAUUAUGCUCAACUCAUAAAAUUAAUAAAGUGCUCUCCUUCUUUUGUUAUGAAGAAAUUAUAAUAGCAUCGCCAAUUCUUUUUCCUUAUCAUUUUGCUAAAAUUCAUCUAUCAGACCACAUAGUUUUUGUGUUUUGGGGGGUUGUAGCUCUUUGACAAUUUUAUUUCUACUGUGGUAACUGGUCUAUUUAUAUUUUUGGUAUUUUUGGAGAGGAGGGUCAAUUUUGGAAGUUUAUAUUUUCCUAGAAAAUUAUCCAUUUCAUCCGGGUGUCCAAAUUUCAUAGAAUUGAGAGAUUUAUCUCCUAAUUCAUUAAAUUUAUUCUGCAAUUCUCAUUUUUAUGUAUUUGUAAUUUUUUUCUUGAUUCAGUUAGCUAAUGACUUCACAUUUUGCUAUCAUUUUCAAAAAAACUGGAAUUGGAUUUAUUCUUAUGUCCAACAAUUUUACUAUUUUUGUAUCUCUUUUCAUUUCUUAAUAUCUUUAAGUUCCAUUUUUUAUAUCUUUAGGUUCAUUAUUGUUACAACACCUUGGGUCAAAUCUUAAUUUGUUUAUAUUCACUCAUUCUAUUAGCAUAAAUUUUUAAGGUAAUUAAUUUUUCUCUAUUCACAGCUUUAUGUAGAUCUAUGGAUCUGAUAUGUAGUGUUUUUAUUGUCUCUAUUUUCAAAAUAUUAUAUAAUUUCAGAUUUGAUUUCCUCUUUUAUCUAAUAAGUUCUUGAGAAAAAAAAAAUUAAAUGUAAGGCUUUCAUCCCAUCUCACCAAGUUUAUUUUCCAGUUUAGUGUAUUGUUAUCAGAGAAGCUACCUGUAUUUUUACUUUGGAAAUUCUUCCUUGUGGUCAAAUAUGGUUAUUUUAUGAAUAUUCCAUGGACACUAGAAUACAAGUUGGAUUUUUUGUUUUCAGCCUACAAAAUUUGGUAUCACUAUCUGUAUUAGUAAUUAUAGCAUGUAUAUUUUCCAUAUAUUCAUCUUUUGUCUACUUGCAUUGUAAUAGGUUGAGAAGUAUUAGUUAAAGACUCCUUAUACUGAUGUGUUGUCUCAUGUAAUUGCCAAAGUUUUCUCUCAAUAACUUUGAAUACUAUGUUACCUGAUGCAUAAUCAAAAUGAUUAGAUCUUUCCUAAGGAUUGCAUUCUUGACCAUUACAACAUGUUCUUCUCCUUUGCCUUAUUUAUAAUGUGUUGAACUUUAUCCAAUGCUAACAUUGUGACUUCUUUCUUCAUUUUAUUAGCCUGGUAUGUCUUUUUCUGCUUUUUAUUUUCAAUAUUGCUGAAUAACUUUAAAUACAGCACAUAUUUCUUUUUUAAAUCCAAUUUUGGAGAUUUUUAGACCAUUUAAAUUUGCUGAUAGGACAUACAGAUUUUGUCAUGUGAUUGUGUUUAAUGUUAGCAUUUUUUGUUGCUUUAAUAAGUGUUCCACUAAAUGAUCUGCAAUUUCCUUGUUUUGUUUAGUGAGUGUUCAUUUGGUAAUUUAGAAAGUUUACAUUUUAAAAAUUAUAACUAAGCCUGGCUUCCUCAGAAAGUAAAGCCUGAAACAAAAGCCUAUAUAUUAUUACUAUUUUAGAGCAGGCAAUGUCAAAAAGACUGAGAAACAAGGGAAAUGAAGCAAGAAAUGAGAAAGCCAAAUCAAGCAUUAUCAUUAGCUACUGCUUGACAAUUGUUUGCUCAAACCAUAAGAGACAGAGUAGAUGGAAUAACAUUUCAAUCUUACAUAUAAAAAUACUGAGACCUAACAAAAAGGUUGACUAACUCAUCCAAAGUCCCUCAAUUAACAGUGGCAGUGCAAGGUUUACGCUUAGUCCAAUUUCCUACUGUUUCCAUUGAUUCUGUCAAUGCACCACCUUUUGAUUUUGUCACUGCUUCUCUUCUUCACAUUACUAUCACUGUAUGUGUCUGACAGUGAGAUAGGAAACUAGAGAUAAAUACCUGUAUGCUAACUGGAAUCAAAGUUUAAUGACCUUUGCUGCCCUUAAUUUGAAUCCCUGCCAUUUUCUUUCUUUCUUUUUUUAAAUCUCAUUUUACACCUGCUGUCUGUGUACUGUCUCAGGGCUCUAUAGACAAUUCUUGCCUUUUAUCUACAUAAUUUCUGUGACCUUUCCUGUGUAUAAAGUGAAAUUGUAUGUCACUUUGCUUUAUAACUACCAGUCAAUGGUGGAUUUCAUCAUUGUUCAUUCAUCUCCCAAAAGACAUUUAUUCACUAGAACUGCUUUCUUUUCUCAUUUUUGGUUUUUCCAUUCUGAGCAUUUUCAAAUGCUAUAGUGUCAACAGCACCAGUCUCUGGAGAAUAAGAAUGAGGAAUGGUUCUUCUCUUAAGAAUGAGCUUGCUUUAUGAUGACUGUAAGUUAUUAAAGAAGUUAAAUGUGAGGAAAUUCUAUAUUUCAGCAGACAUAUAUUUUCUGAUACAUUUAUUUAAGUAGUUUACUUCCCUAACUUUGUUCCAAUACAAGUAACUUCAAUAUCUACUGAAGUUUUAACAAAAAAAGAACCUAAAUACACCAAAACAAUGCUGAGAGAAAAGGAUACAUUAAAAUGAGAAAAAAGUUUAAUUUUUUUAAAACCAAAUUUUAAAAUAUCUCAGAAACUAGGUAGUAAUAUUUGCCUUCUUGCCACCAAUAGCCUAGAUAUGGGCCUGUAGUGGGUAGAAUUGUGUACCCCAAAAUAUAUGUCAAAUCCUAAUACAUGGUACCUGUAAAUGUGACCUUAUUUGGAGACAGAGUCUUUGCAGAUGUAGUCAAGAUGAGGUCAUAUUGGAUCAUGGUGAACUCUAAUCCAAUGCUGGUCUCCUUAUAAAAAGAGAGAAAUUUGGACACUGAUGUAAACA